GAUGCUUUUAUAAUCUGUGGUGUUUUCUGUGCUUUGCCCAUUGGGUGCUGUUAUGUGAAAAGUUUUUUACAAAUUUAGUGGUUAUUAAACAGGAUGGAGCGGCAAAGCCCGGAUUCUUCAAGUUUGGUGUGUUGUGUUACAUUGGAAUGUCUGAAUUCGCAGAAUUCGAUGUGCCGUAGAACUAAUUUCAAAACCGUUACACUACGUUUAAUAAGGAACGAAUUUCGCGACAUUUACAUUGAGCUACAAAAUAACAACAUGAGUUGCAAAUAUCACCUGAAAGGGAUUAGUGUUCACAAAAAGUUUGUGUCAGAGGGUAAGGCUUCCAUCCAUUUUUCUGAGCAGAAUAUUGUGCUCCUUAUUUUUAAUGCUCCUCCGGUCCACUUAAUGGCUUUCUUGAGAACCAUGUUAAUCAAACUGUCUGCGGCCAGGGGGGAAUCGAAAGUGGGGCCUCGGGCACAGUUGUUGUCCAGCAAGCCAAAAAACCUGGAGGAGAUCAGCCCAGUGAGCAUAAAAGAGAUAAACCAGGUGAAGAAGAAGGUGGAGUUCAGCUCCAUAACACCUCCAGGCACCAAGAAGAGACUGUCACAGGGACAAGAAGGCCACAGGCUGGGAAAGAAGUUGUGUCUGUCACUGCCACUUGGCCCUGGUUUGCUGACGCAGGAGCAGAAGGAGGUGCUGGAUGCAGCACUCAGUGGAAGGAACAUAUUCUUCACAGGCAGUGCUGGGACAGGCAAGUCGUACCUGCUGCGCCGGAUCAUUGGCGCUUUACCUCCAGAUGUCACUGUGGCCACUGCGAGCACAGGAGUUGCAGCUUGUCACAUUGGAGGAGUUACGCUGCAUUCAUUUGCUGGCAUUGGCAGUGGACAGGCAUCAGUGGAACGCUGCAUAGAUCUGGCAAGAAGGCCUCACAUUCAGCAGGCCUGGCGCAAGUGUCGCCACCUGAUAAUUGAUGAAAUCUCAAUGGUGGAUGGCUUGUUCUUUGAGGUGAGACGUACAACGUUUUAUUAAUUGAAGUUGUAGUGC
Messenger RNA from Zootermopsis nevadensis, 1026 nucleotides. The record is from RefSeq and is a predicted model, not a curated record. Lineage: Eukaryota; Metazoa; Arthropoda; Insecta; Blattodea; Termopsidae.